This is a messenger RNA of Hypomesus transpacificus, 2352 nucleotides long. RefSeq names its product C-type lectin domain family 4 member M-like. Bases 404 to 1573 code for a protein of 389 amino acids. The transcript has 7 exons. Gene Ontology annotation, molecular function: signaling receptor activity. The record is from RefSeq and is a predicted model, not a curated record. Lineage: Eukaryota; Metazoa; Chordata; Actinopteri; Osmeriformes; Osmeridae.
CCCCUUACCUGUUCUAAAAUCAGCAUAAACCACGGCCUCUUGGGGCUUAUUGCUUAUUAGCCAAUAAGAAUGGAAAGCUGAGGUGCCCCUAAUGUGGUAUUAAUAAUAACUGGAAACAUGAUGAGGGAUCGAACAGUAACCUUUUCUUCCCCAACGUUAUAGUGAAUGAAUAAUAAUACAAUAAUAAAUAAUCUUCCUCUUUUCUAAAACUUCCUGUUUGAAAGAGGGGAAACAAACAUCUCCAGUCAGUUCUUCCUGUCCAUCUCCCUCGUACGGACAGCACAGAGGACAUGCCUGUCUGGCGUGGUGGACGUUGAAACGCAGCUCUGAUACAGCAGUUGGAGUGUUACUAGAUGAUAAUCUAAACUAUAAGCUGCCUAAAGUAUUAUCAGGAAAGACAGGAAUGGCAGAAAAUAUGUCAGAAGACAUCUACGCUAAACCAGACAUGACACAGAAGAUGAAUUCAGAUGACAUCUACGCUAAACCAGACAUGACACAGAAGGUGAAUUCAGAUGACAUCUACGCUAAACCAGACAUGACACAGAAGGUGAAUUCAGAUGACAUCUACGCUAAACCAGACAUGACACAGAAGGUGAAGUCUGACGGGGGGGAGAUGGAGGAGAGGAUGGUGGACAUCUACGUUAGUGCUGACACUCUCAGAAGUCACGACCCCUGCUUACAGGCUAAGGACCCUACAGCAGAGAACUCUGCAGGAGAUCAGCUCUCAGGUGCUGGGGGUCCAAAGAGGAGUCUCUCCAGAGCUGCAGCAGUGUGUCUGGGGCUGCUGUGUGCUCUCCUACUGGCUGGGGUCGUAGCACUGGGAGUCAUCUUCACCAGAGUAAAAGAUGACAAAACCAUAAAGACCAUGGAGAGAGACCAGUUACAGACCAGUAACGCCAUCCUGACCAGAGAGAGAGACCAGCUGAACACCAGUUACACUAACCUGACCAGAGAGAGAGACCAGUUACAGAUCAGUUACACCAACCUGACCAGAGAGAGAGACCAGUUACAGUCCAGUUACACCAACCUGACCAGAGAGAGAAACCAGUUACAGUCCAGUUACACCAACCUGACCAGCGAGAGAGACCAGUUACAGACCAGUUACACCAACCUGACCAGAGAGAGAGAUGACCUUAAGAGGAGGCUGUGCAAUGUCACUUCCUGUUCUGUUGACUGGCUGAAGUUUGGCUGCAGCUGUUUCUAUGUUUCUACUGAGAAGAAAAACUGGGCUGAGAGCAGAAAGGACUGUAGAGACAGAGGAGCAGACCUGGUGAUCAUAAACAGUCCAGAGGAACAGUUAUUCCUCAAUAACUUCACCAAGAGAGUGUGGAUCGGUCUGACUGACACAGUAACUGAAGGGAACUUUACCUGGGUGGAUGGAACUCCACUGACCACACCCAAGUACUGGUACGACAAACAGCCUGAUAAUCACGUUUACGCAGGCAACGUUGAUGAAGGCUGUGCUGAGAUAUACUACCCGUCUCCUGCUGAUACAAAUGUUGUUCUUCCCAAGACAUGGAAUGAUAACAGAUGUGAUUAUAAAAAUUACUGGGUCUGUGAGAGAGGGAUCUAACAGAUAUACUCUGGGGUUUCUACACAUUUAACCUUCUAGCAUUUACUUUCCCAGCUAUUGUCUUGUCAAUAAUACCUGUCAUAGCUCCAUGUCUGAAAGAACUGUGGACACACCAAUCACAAUCAACAGAGCAAGAGUGUAAAAAUACAAUAUUUACACAUGGCUCUGAGUCUGUCUCAACAUAUUCAGAAUGGCCUCACAUACUGCAUGACCUAGAUGUGGACCUCAGUGUGUGUGUGUGUGUAUGUGUAUGUGUAUGUGUGUGUGUGUGUGUGUGUGUGUGUGAGGGUGGGUUUGUGUGUUGUUAUUUUACCCUGUAGGUACUGGUCCAGCCCAAACCCUGACAAUCACAAAUCAGGUAAUAUUGACGAGGUCUGAGAUAUACCCUUUCUACAGCCCAACUACUCGACCCCUGACAUGGAAUGACAACAGAUGUAAUGAAAAGAGUUUCUGGGUCUGUGAGAGGGGAAUCUGACAGGGGAGAUCCACUGUAGGUCCUCCAUGCAUUUCAUUCUCUUGCUACUUUUUUUUCAUUUUGAUAAUACCUGUUUGAUUGAAAGUGAAUAAUUACCUUUGACUUCCUAAUGGCUAACAGAGUCAAUUAUAUAAUACGAGUUACAGUGGCUAAAACAGUUUGUCUCAUUGAUUGUGGCAGAAAUCAGAGGUUUUCUAUGUGUGUAUUCUAAUCACAAUCAGUACAUCAGCUAUUGCCUUUUAUUAUGUUUUCUCAUGUAUUGUUGAUUUAUGUGUUCCUACUGUAGCCUACCCCACAGCCUUCU